GGACAACCAGACAAGUACGUCCUUGGGUACGUACAUUACGGUAGUACGAAGCACAACACUCGUAGAACGUAGUACCAUACGGUGAACAGUGACACCCACCGGACCUAAAUUCCAUCCGUACUACCGUAUCUACCGUAUGGUACGUACGAUGCGCAUUGCGAUGUGUCGAUUCAUUCUGUGUUUCGUAUUUGGGGAGGUGAGUGACACCAAGAUCGUGAUACAUACCUUUUUUGGCGUCUGCGGAGCUCGGCAUUCGUCCAAACCGGACGGAUUGAUCGAGGGCAGAUCAAAACAAAAACCAUAAUAACAGCCACGGCGAAUGGAGCAGACCCUCCCAUUCCGAAGAGAGAGAGGGACGUUCCAUGCGGCGGGCGAUUUGCCUUGUUUCACCGAUAGCAACAGCAGCGACCACACAGAAGCUGAAGUUACAGCGUCUGGCAACGCAACGCUACACAUCGGCAUGACGAGAACCGGGAACGAAAAAUUCACGCGAUCCAGCUGGUGCAGCAAAGGCCAUUCUCCGAGAACGAAUGGAAGCGGAAGAACGAAUCGGACCGGGCCCGACGAUUGCCGCAUUGUGUUCUCGGGUGCUUCCUCCGGAGGGGGGCCCCGGCGAGGCCACGCUCGACGGACCCGAAAGCGGUCGGGGCAACCCCUGCAGCCCCGCAAGAACGAUCCCUUGCACGGGUCGAAGAGUCACAGCAACAGCAUCAGCAGCGGCAUAGCUUCCGACACAUUCUAUGGCUCUCGCCCGCCGCUGUUGCACUGCCUGCUCCCUUGCAGCGAUGGUGGCAGUGGUUGCUGUUCUUGUGGCUCUUGUAGCAACAGAAGGUGGAGAAGAACAAGCAUGGUCCAUUUCCCAUUGGGUUUUGGACAGAGCGUAGGGGAACGCGAUGACGAGACACCGUCGGUGGUGAUCCAGGGCCCACACAAAACUAGGACGGUGACACGCCAACCCGCCGAAAGGACCGCCACCACCACCCUACGGAGACGGAGAACACGGGCGAACCGGCGGACCCAACACUUCCGCCGUUGCGACCCGGAAGUUUGUCGCCUGGUUCUGGUGGCCGUCGCGAUCUGCUGCUGCUGGUGGCUCCCGUCCUCCGCCCUGGCCAAGAUCCGCGUCCCCUCGGUCUUUGGCUCGAACGGCCCGGAUUCCGACGAAGGGUCGCCGGGGCAACCGCCGGGAGUUGGGGCAAGACGAGGCAGCAACGGCGGGGGAGGCGACACCGAGGUUGUGACGCCGAAAACUGGGCAGGAAGAACCAGAAGCGUCGUCAUACUCGGAAGCAGCAGCCCCCCUCGACUUUGAAGCCGUGUUCAACCAGUGGCUCCGCCAGAACUGGAGCGACGAGCCAGAGCCGCCGCCACCACCGUUGGCGGCCACCGAUUCCAAAACAAAGGCCGGCUCCGGACCAAGGCCGCCUUUCGUGGCGGCGUUCGCGGCUUCCCGCACGGAGCCAUACCUCUCACGGCUGGGGGACCGCCUCGAAAAGAUCCGCCGGUUCCGGGUCGGAUCGGCAAGGGCGGCGUCCGACUUCCUCCGCACAGCCUCUGGAGCCGCCAGUGAUCUGCUGCGCUACGACUUUCCGGUGGGGCUCGUCGCGGUCUGGUCCGUUAUGGGGGUCCUCCGAAGGGUAGCCGGAGGGAAGAAGGGCGGCGCAAAAGGACGGCGGGCCGGGGGCAAGGGGACGACUUCCACGGAAACCGGGGCGGAGGAGGAGGAUAACCUAGACACCUACAAGUACAUCCUCCGCCACACCGGAAGGGCCCUGGACCUGGACUCGGACGACCUGGUCUCGUACCGGUACCACGGCGGCAUCGAGCGGGUCCGGUCGCGGCUCCUCCGGUCCGUCCUAAGGGGGGAGCUGGAGGGCCUCCGGGCCCGCAGCAGCAGCGGGGACGGCGGGGAAGCCGCCAAAGGGGGAUUGUUCUCCCAAAGGCAGCGACACUCCAGCGGCACCGGGGACGAACGCCAAAACAAUAGUGAAGACGAACACGACACGGAGCAAAAACUCCUCGAGGCCCUGCUGGAGGCUCUGUCCCUGGAAUUCAUCCCUGGUGGUUCGCAUUCGAACUACAUCCGUCGCAUGAUUCCCUCGGUCAGCAACGCGGAAGAACUCGCCGGCAGGAUGGGAAUCACCGGCAGCGACAGCGAAACCGAUACAGAGCCGGAUCGGUUGCUCCUGGCGAUCGCACUGCAAACCGCCGAGGUGAGGAUCCUCGACUCGCAGCUGCGGUCCGUCCGUGAUCGGCUGGUCCGGACGACCUACCGGCUGCACAAGACCGUCAACUACUGGAAGUCCAAGGUCGAGUCGACCCUGCUGCUGGCCUCGUCUCCCGGGGGCCUGGGCGCCCUGGCGAACGGGAUCUCGUCGGCCCACAAGGGGGACCUCCUGCCCCUGCCGCGGCUCCGGCGGAGGUGGUCGAGGUUUUUGUUUUCGCUGGGGAGCAGCUCGUUCGGCAGCAAACACCACAACCGCGGCCACGGCCACGGCACGGGCACCCAGCAGCAACAAAACAGCCUACUGGAGGGGGACCGCCUCCGCCUCGCCUUCGCGGAAGCCGCGUACAAGGCAGAGAUCGUGCGGUUGGGAAGGGUCCUGAGGUGCAUUAGCAACAGGCCGGACGAAAUGCCCGACUCGACGCUCACAACGGCACUGAUCGACCAAAAGCAGCGCAAGGAAGCGGAGAAGCAAUCCAGACAAGAUGCCGUGUCGGCGCUCAGCAGCAACAGCAGCAGCGAAAACGAGCUCGAAACAGCAUUCGGCGAAAGGGAGGCGACAAAUGGAAAGAAGCAACCAAUCAGAGUUAGAGUGGCGGCCGCGAGGGAACGACUUGCAAAUCGUCUUGUUCAAACCAAAGCCCCCCGUAACAACCAACAGCCCGAUAUGAACAAGCAGCACCACGUUGCCAAAAUGGCCGGUGCCUUUGCAUCCGUGGUAUCGUCCUCGUUCCUUCGUCCCCUGGGGGCUGCCACUUCUGCGGUCAUGGGGGCCCUCAACAAGACCAAAAAAAGGAGCCGGAGCAAGCGGUUCGACAAGUAUUUCGCAAUCCGGUUCAAUGCCGACGGGAGGGGCAAGUUCUCUGUCCAGAACUUUGACGAGGGCAGCGUCACCAUCGAAGGCGAGACAGCCCGGAACACGCUGCUGUACAACACUGACUGUGAUUGCGACCAGCAGAACUGGCUUGGGCAGGCCGAUGCCUGGUCGUUGGAAGCGAGGGGGCUGAUCGUUGACACGAUCCAAGAAACCGUGGAAGCCAGCAUUCCCGCCAGCAGCGGAAUGGGCUCGCCGUUCCUGGGCUCUUCCACUCGGAGCGAAUCUAGUGGUGCAGAACUGACCAAGCUCGAGACCGAAUGGCAGGUGAGGCACCAGGGAACUCCGGUCGGGGAGGGAGGCGGUGGUGGUGCCAACCAACGCCAAUGGAUGAUUGUGUACGAGCUUUCCCGCGACAUCAACCGACUGAGGCGCGUCGGGGAAGGAAAAUCCCUCAAAUUCAAGUGGAAGGAAGUCCACUGGAUCCAUUGGCUGCGACAAUGGAAUUUAAUGGGGGUGCCAUCAGCGGCACUCAACAUCGCCGCGGCGAUCUGGAUCCGCGACAAGCUGCGGCCCUAUAUUCCGAGAGUCUGGGCCGUUGCCCGCGAGGUGCAGGGCGCGGUUCUCGAGAUCUUCACCACGCGGUUCUGGACCCCGCUGAGAGAUUUGGUGGACGAAAUCAUGAACCGGAGGAAGGGACUCGUUACCGGCGUUUCGCUGGCCGAGGAGGAAGCCUCCCUGGAUACUAUGUUGCACGAUCUCGGGCUUGGGGACGGAACCCCGGCCACCCGCCACGGCGCCACCAUCGAGGCCACCCGCAUGUACGAAUCCUACAUGCGGAGCGGGCUGGUAUGGCACGCCCUGGGCGGGCAGCUGGUCCGCCUCAUGCUCAUCCAGAUGCAGCAGCUCAAGGUGAGCAUGCUGGAUGCCGCCGAAACGAUCGACGUCCUCUUUCAAUCCAAUCGGAUUAACAUGCAACUCCUGGCGGUGGUGCCCGCGAUCGGUAUCGUGGUGGUCGGUACGAAAAUUCUGGUUCGGUUUCUAUUCAGUGUUCGUGCCAAAGAAUUUCGCCCCAUGGUGUCGGUGCACGCGGACAUGACCGAUUAUCUAAACAAACUGGAAACGAAUAUCAUCCUCCGAACGAGUGAUGACAACUACCAGCUUCGGUCAUAUCCUGGUCGUGGUCUCAGCCAGCGCGAGAAGACUAAUACUUCUGCUGCUCCUGCUGCUCCUGCUGCUAGUAGCAAUCGUGUCCCAGAAUCUACAGAAGAAACGCAAUUAGGCGAAUUCGCUCUGACGUUGUACAAGUAUCUGCUGCUGUUGGAUUAUUCAUCUCCGCAACUUUUGCCCAGUAGGCAGUGUGAUGCCAUUCACGAGUCUCUGACAGCAUUUCUGGGUCGGAAGGGUAGUUUUCGGAGGGAUAACUUAUCGACGAAUGGUCAGAUUCGACUGAUCGAUCUCGUCAAGGGAAAACACCAGGACCUUUCCAAGUUUUUGUAGGUGCCGAAAUCUACAUAAAACGAGGUGAUAUGAAGUAUGAAAUGCUUCGUACGGACUAUUUCUUUGUCGUAUUUUCGAAGUCAGGAUGAAUUCCAGGAAAGUAGUAAACCCUGGUGUUAAUACUUUAAGGUAUCUUUUUAAUCUCUCAGUUGACAAUGAAAAAUUCUACGUCUGACUGCAAUUGCUUAAAUAGUUCUUAAUGGGAUGCUAGUAAUAGUGAAACAACAAAACUACGAAGUAUUUUAUGAGCUAGGCAACAUACAUCCGUACUCUAGAUACUUGUUUCUGCUAGUAUUGGAUCAAUGUACGUUAAGUACCUACGGUACGUAACCGACAGCACUAAAGUUGAUUUAAGCGC
Molecule: messenger RNA, 4895 nt
Organism: Pseudo-nitzschia multistriata
Lineage: Eukaryota; Bacillariophyta; Bacillariophyceae; Bacillariales; Bacillariaceae
Source: the annotation of a GenBank genome assembly